Molecule: messenger RNA, 1047 nt
Organism: Neoarthrinium moseri
Lineage: Eukaryota; Fungi; Ascomycota; Sordariomycetes; Amphisphaeriales; Apiosporaceae
Exons: 1
Coding region: 1-1047 (348 amino acids)
Source: RefSeq, a predicted model, not a curated record
AUGGAGCGCCGCUUCACCUGCUUCUCUCAGCUGCCCACCGAGCUCCGGCUCAAAAUCUGGAGGCACUGUGAGGCGCGCACCAGAGUCACUGAGCUCGACGUGCCAAUCAAGGAGAUAGUCGAAACAGACUGCGACAUCCACCACGUCUCACUGCGCAACUGCAGGCAGCCCGCCUUCGCCCGGUCUUGCCGCGAGGCCCGCCAGGUGGCCUUUGAAGAUGGCGGCUUUCUCUGGGAAACCCCGGAGACUAAGAGCAUCCCCGGCUUGAGCGCCUUCAACCGCAUCAGAGCUACCUGGUUCUACCGCCAUUCAGACAUUGUGCAUCUGAACUGGAACGACGCGUACGGUCUGUAUGGAGAUGACCCGUACUCGAUGUCCAUCCUCAAUGCCUAUCGCUCUGUGUCGCGUGCCGUCUCGUUCAUGGCAGACGCAACCGUGGGUUUUGACUGGAGCGGGAAAGCGCCAACUUUCUUUCGCCCAAUGUUCGACUCAUCUGUGAACACAUUUCUAGAGCCACGAAGGGAGUAUGUAAUAUGUCUAUCGGAAAUUGUCAUACAUGCUACCAUGGAGCAAGUCCGGGCUUCGGCUACGUUCGAGUGCCUCGAAACGCCAGUCCAGAUUCUCGACCCGUUUGAUGACCACAAAGCCAUCGCUGCAUUGCAUCAACUGUGGAAGAAGGGGCGCCCGGGCGACGCGAAGCAAGCAGACUACACAGAGAUGUUUGACGCACUUCUGAACCCAGAAUUAUUUGCCAAGCUACUGGCGAAAUGGAGGGAGCUGGUGGAGAACAACUGGCUUGGCCAUGUCUGGGCGGGCGAGGCUGAGAAGGGGACGCUGAGCGAGAUCGAUAUGGUGGAAGAAGUUUGGAGAUGGCGAGAUUCAAUGAGACCAGGGAUUCCAUCUCCUCCUGUCCUUGAUCCAGAACUGGUUGACGAAGAGCUGCAUCGGUUCAACCGCUCGCACCCGUGGGUAGUCAGUACGCUGGAAGCAAUGCCUAUCUUUCGGCCAACGGUGAUAUUUCGACACUGCGAGAGGCGGUGUUUUUGA